AGCUGUACUCUGUCGCCGUGCUAAAGCUAUUGAGAUGUCUAGAGAUCACAAACCAGUUUGUUUGAGGGAAAAAGAACGCAUUGAAGCUUCCGGAGGAUAUGUGGAUGACGGUUACCUGAAUGGACAACUCAAUGUGGCUCGUGCUUUAGGAGAUUGGCACCUGGAAGGACUAAAAUCAAUUGAUGGUGGUCCCCUUAGUGGAGAACCCGAACUUAUGAGCACCAGACUUACAGAAGAGGACGAGUUUCUCAUAAUAGGCUGUGAUGGUAUAUGGGAUGUCUUCAUGAGCCAAAAUGCUGUGGAUUUCGCUCGUCGAAGGCUUCAAGAACACAAUGAUCCAGUGAUGUGCAGCAAAGAUAUCGUUGACGAGGCUUUGAAAAGAAAGAGCGGGGACAAUCUAUCAGUGGUUGUGGUGUGUUUUAAGAAGCAGCCACCUCCUAACUUGGUUGCACCACGCGGAAGGGUGCAUAGGAGCAUUUCUGCAGAAGGUUUGAAGGAGUUGCAGAGUUUCUUGGAUACCUUGAAAGAUUAA
This is a messenger RNA of Nicotiana tabacum (common tobacco), 532 nucleotides long. Lineage: Eukaryota; Viridiplantae; Streptophyta; Magnoliopsida; Solanales; Solanaceae. The record is from RefSeq and is a predicted model, not a curated record.